AUCGCGGUGGCAUUUUCGUGGUUUUCUAAUACCCAAAGGUUAUUUAUCGAGGGUUUUGAAGGUAUAGAUAUUAGCGCAUAUUGGAUUCUAGGGUUUCAUCCCGGAAGAAGAAUCAGGAGCAUCAGCAGCUGCAGGCAACAUGGUUCUCAAGACCGAGCUUUGCCGGUUCAGUGGGGCGAAGAUCUACCCUGGAAGAGGCAUAAGAUUUAUUCGAAGCGAUUCUCAGGUCUUCCUGUUUGUCAACUCGAAAUGCAAAAGGUAUUUCCACAACAGGUUGAAGCCGUCGAAGCUCACCUGGACUGCCAUGUUUAGGAAGCAACACAAGAAGGACAUUGCCCAAGAGGCUGCGAGGAAGAAGCGUCGCUCUACCAAAAAGCCUUACUCCAGGUCAAUUGUUGGUGCUACAUUGGAAGUUAUUCAGAAAAGGAGAACUGAAAAGCCUGAGGUUCGAGAUGCUGCUAGAGAAGCCGCUCUUCGGGAAAUUAAAGAGAGAGUCAAGAAAACAAAGGAUGAGAAGAGGGCAAAGAAGGCAGAAGUUCAGACAAAGGCACAAAAGUCACAAGGCAAAGGCGGCAAGGUUGCUGCACCCAAGGGUCCUAAGCUUGGUGGUGGAGGCGGGAAGCGCUGAGUUCCUAGUUUUGUGGCAGCACUUAAACAGAGCUGUCUUGAAAGUUUUGUACUGAUAUUAUUUCUGCUUGAUCAAUCUUUUAUUUUACCCUUUAUUUUAUUUGGAGCUUAGAGUACUAGUUAUUCAUGGAUUUUGCCUGCGGAGCCAAUUUAAAGUUUAUACAAGCUCGCUUAUAUGCUUCUUGCCAUUGUA
Molecule: messenger RNA, 820 nt
Organism: Lotus japonicus
Lineage: Eukaryota; Viridiplantae; Streptophyta; Magnoliopsida; Fabales; Fabaceae
Product: 60S ribosomal protein L24-like
Exons: 5
Coding region: 140-628 (162 amino acids)
Biological process (GO): cytoplasmic translation
Cellular component (GO): cytosolic large ribosomal subunit
Molecular function (GO): mRNA binding; structural constituent of ribosome
Source: RefSeq, a predicted model, not a curated record